This is a messenger RNA of Symbiodinium natans, 1011 nucleotides long. The record is from the annotation of a GenBank genome assembly. Lineage: Eukaryota; Dinophyceae; Suessiales; Symbiodiniaceae.
AUGAGACAGGGAAAGAGGCGACAGGAUCUUGCUGUGGUGCCUGUGAAAUCUUGUGCCACUGCAAUCCCCUUCCAGCAUGGGGUUGCUGGAUCCGUUCUUUGUGUGCAAGUUGUUCAUGGCCAGGCAUCGGUUCUGAAGCUGCUAGAUUUAGCAUGGCUUGUACAUAGAAAACGCGAGUGCUGGCCCACCCGUGCCGCCAUGCCAUGCCGCAGCCGGGACCGAAGCCGGAGCCCUCGCAGGGCGGCACGAGCAGCCGGCGGCUGCUGCGCCUUCGAGGCGAGCAAGGAUGCCCACAGGUGGGCGGCCUAUGAGUGCCACCUUUCCAAGGGCACCUUCAUACACGAAGCGUGUCAGGUGCGCACGCGCGUGAUCGCGGGCCAUGCGCAGUGCCGCACCUUCGUACUGUGCGAGGAGGGGCACGUCCCCAAGAAGGUGCAAAAAGCCAAGAACAGAGAGGAGCAGGUUUUGGCAGCCUGCACAGUGCGCAUGAACCCAUAUCUGCACUAUCGCAAGAUGUGGGGCCAGAUCAUGCACAUUAGUGCGUGGGAGGAAAGGAAGGGAUACGGAAGCAAACUGGUUGCUGCUGUGGAGGAGCUGUUGCGCCAGGAGGGUGUGGAUAUUCUCGUCGCCUACCCUGCGCCGACUCGAGCUGCUCAAAGCUUCUGGGCGAAAAUGGGGUAUCAGCAGCAGGAGCGUAGCUUCCUCCCAGAUGAGGAGCUCCUCCCGCGUUACGAAGGUGGUCCGCUGUGGCCAGAGCAGAAUGCAAUCACUGAGGAGCCCCUGGAUCGGCUCGAAAAAAAGUUGUUGGUGGGUGGAACCCUGCCGGCACCCCGAGAAGGGGCAAUCCGCACAAGACCUGGCGGCGAAGAUCGCAAGUUCAGGGAAGUGGUCUGGAAUCCCCUCGACCUGCGAACAAGGAAGGCCCCAGAGGUUUUCAUGACUGCUCUGCAGCUACAAGCAUUGUUGCACCCAGUCUGUCGGCGGAUGCGCGGAAAACGGUGUCCAUUCUGA